AUGUCCAAAUCACUGGACAAUGUUAUUCUGGCUAAACAUUUUGCCCAAAAAUACGGAGCCAAUGUUUUACGAUAUCUUAUUCUUAAUAGUCAUUAUAAUCAAGUAAUCAAUCUUAGCGAAGAAUUAAUUCAGCAAGCCGUCGAUUAUAUUCAAAAAAUUAAAAGCUUACUCAAAAAAAUGAACUUUUACUUAUAUAUAGAAAAAAUAAAAAUCACUAGCACACGAGAAACUCCCGAGCGGGGGGAAGAAAUAAUUAAUAGUUUACUGAAUAAUCUUAACACUGUUAAG
Molecule: messenger RNA, 288 nt
Organism: Ambispora gerdemannii
Lineage: Eukaryota; Fungi; Glomeromycota; Glomeromycetes; Archaeosporales; Ambisporaceae
Source: the annotation of a GenBank genome assembly